This is a messenger RNA of Paramecium pentaurelia, 2307 nucleotides long. The record is from the annotation of a GenBank genome assembly. NCBI's taxonomy places the organism in Eukaryota, Ciliophora, Oligohymenophorea, Peniculida, Parameciidae.
AUGAAUAUUAAAUAAUUAGCUACAAAUUUCGAUGUUCUAUAUCGAAGAGUAAGUGACAGAAGUAAAGUAACAGAAGUAAUGUUGGGAUAGCUUUUUGAGAGAUCAGAAGCUGAAGAGAAGUAUCACAAAGCAUUAGAGAAAAUAAGUAGUUAAAUGUAAAAUGGAGGAGGAGAUAUUGAUGAUUUAGUGAAAGGAGUGAAAAUAGAUCUAAAUUAAAGGGCCCAAUACUAUAAGGUAUAUGGGUAUUUGUAACUAAGCAAUUCAAUUAAUCGUACAAGCAUGAUGUAGAGUAAGCGAUCAAUGAGCUACGAUAAAUCCAGAGUUAAUUCAAACCUUUAAUUCAAGAUGUAUUAAAAAUGGAUAAAGAAAUCAAAAUUACAUGUGAUAAGUAUGAUCGAUAGAAAGAAAAGACAUUAAGAGCAUCAAAAGAAUAUGAAGAAUCUGCUAUUACAUUAGAAGCAUUUUGUUGGAAUAAAGAAUGCAAUAUGGAGUAGAGAUCAAAAGCAUAACAUAAAUUAAAUUCACAAUUAUAAUAUAAAUAAGAGAAUGAAUCUGCUUUGAGAUUAGCAGCUUCAAUUUAUAAUCAAGCUAUUCAAUCAUAUUGUACUUCUUUAUAGAAUGGGAUUUAAUAGUUAACUACUUAAUAUAACUAGAUUUUUGCAAUUGCUAAAGUAUAAAUAUAUUGAAUUAGGAUAUUGUAAUGAAGAUCUUGGUUUAUGAGAUAUCAAAAACUAGAAAUCUAUAAUAUGAUAGUGAAUAGUUCUUUAAAUAGGCUGAAAUAUAUUAAGAUCCUUAAAAUGAUCCAAUUACUCCAGGACCUUCAAGUUAGAUAGGAAUUUCUAAGGAAAAUUAUAUAAAAGUUAGUUCUCAAUUAAAUUCUUCAUUUUUAAGGAAUAUUGCAGAUUAAAUCUCACUAAAUCACAAAUUGAACAUUAAAAGAGAAACUAUACAAUCCUCUAUCUAAGUUGAAAAUUUAGAUUCUUUUGAUUUGUUUCUUGUAAAUCCUGAAUUUAUUGAUGAUUUAAAAGUAGUAACAAUUAAAUUGAUUGGAAAAGUCAAUAAUAAAAAUAAACCAAAAAAUGCUGAUGAACAACCAGCUGGGAUUCAAUAAAUGGUAAAUAAAUAUAAAGGUCAAUAUGGUGAAUAAUAACUUGUUAAAAUUUAUAGUUUCAUUAAAUAUGUGAUAUAAUCAACUUAAGAAUAAUAAAUUAAAGGUUGGAAGAAUAUACCUGAAUUACAAAGAACAAAUUUAGAUGAAAUAUUUGAUUCAAAAUUUUUUAGAGAAUUAGGAUGCAUCAUACUUGAAUCAUUCCGACAGGCAGGGUAUACUUAUGAUAUAUUUAUUAGUUGUUCAAAUUUAAGUUCAUAUGGAUUCAAAAAUAUGCAUAUAUUCACUCAGAAACUAUUAGAGAUAUCUUAAAAAGAGGGAGAAUUAAUUUUAGUUAAAAGAAUUAUUACUAUGAUUUCAACUAUUUAUACAAUAGAUGAACAUGAGAAAAGAUUUUUCUUAUAGGAUAGUUUAAUAUCAAUGUAAAUUUGGAAACAAAUUGAUUUAUGGGAAGGCUUAAUAUAUACAACAAUUGAGACAGAAAUAGAUAAAUCUGCUACAAUGAAAGAUAAUGUUCAAUUUUAAAAUGAGUAAAUAUUAAAGGAUAAAAAUGUUAUAUACUCUAAUUUAUUGACAUUAACCCUCAAUAUGAUUAAUUUUAAGUAGAAAUAAUUAUUUAAUAAUUUAGAGUAGAUAAAUAAGAGAUAAAAAAUGUAUUAGUGAAGUAUGCAAGAGUAUUUUAGCUAUAUGAUUUAUAGACGUAAGAAUUGAUUAAAUUUGCUGAAAAUGAUGGUAAAAUUGAACCAAAUCAAAAAGUAAAUUCUUUAUCAGUUCUACAAUCAUUAUAUCAUUAGCCAUAAACAAAUUAGAAUUAAUAAGGAAAUAUUGUUUAAAACAAAGUGGUUUUAUUUGAUAAGAAAAAUCCACUGUCUAUUAAUCCUAAUACUCAAGUGUAAAAACCUAGUAGUACUUAAGUUUAUUUUGGUUCUGAUACUGUUCCUAAAGAAGUAAUUUAAUCUUAAUUUUCAUAAAAUAUUACAUAAUAAUAAACAACCAAUGUAUAAUAAUAAGCAAUAACUAUAACUUCAUAAAAUUCAUAAUAAUAAAAGACAUCAUAGAAAUCCCCAACUUUAUAAUAAUAGUAACCAACCUCUCCAAAAAUUUAAUAAUAAUAAUAGGAAUAUGAAUAACCUAAAAUUAGAUAUAAUUAACAUCCUUUAGAAGUACCUAAAGCUAAUUUCUUAAAAAAGUUGCCAUGA